This is a messenger RNA of Hyalella azteca, 3690 nucleotides long. RefSeq names its product 3-hydroxy-3-methylglutaryl-coenzyme A reductase-like (gene Hmgcr). NCBI's taxonomy places the organism in Eukaryota, Metazoa, Arthropoda, Malacostraca, Amphipoda, Hyalellidae. The transcript is spliced from 18 exons. The record is from RefSeq and is a predicted model, not a curated record. Gene Ontology annotation, molecular function: hydroxymethylglutaryl-CoA reductase (NADPH) activity; protein binding. Gene Ontology annotation, cellular component: peroxisomal membrane; endoplasmic reticulum membrane. Gene Ontology annotation, biological process: sterol biosynthetic process; coenzyme A metabolic process; isoprenoid biosynthetic process. Bases 197 to 3505 code for a protein of 1102 amino acids.
UGAACUGUUCUUUCAAAAUCAAGAGAACAUCUUGUCCAGAAAAUUGAGUUUAAACAAGUCCUACUACGAGGGUAUCACGGUCUUGGUUUACUCCAGCAAAAACGGCUUUAGUAAACAGCACUACACACCGCUAGCGAUACUAAAUCGCGUUUGCAAGAUAACAUCACAUACGCUCUGCCAUUCAUUAAAUUUUAUAAUGGAAGUGAUGAGCGGUCUGGUGACGCGUUGGUGCCGUGCGCACGGCGAGCUGUGCGCUCAGCGGCCGUGGGAGGUGAUGUUCCUGCUCAGCACUGCCACGGUGGUGAUCAUGACCCAGCCACACGCUCACGAGCACCAGUCCUGCCACGCUGCCACCAAGGCAAGUGCGGGUGGAGGAGGUGGUGCAGAGUAUGAAGGAGUGCACGUGUGGGUGAUGACUGCACUGCGGUGCGGAGCCAUGCUCUACACAUACCACCAGUUCCGCCUGCUGCACCGGCAGGGCUCUUCACACGUGUUGGGUAUCGCGGUGCUGUUCGUGCUGUUCGCCAUGGUGCUGUUCAGUUGCUGCGUCGUGCAGUUGCUGGGCUGCAGCGUGUCUGACCUUGAAGAAGCGGUGUUCUUUCUGCUGCUGGUGAUGGACGUGAGCAAGAUGAGCAGACUGUCGCUGCUGGCCCUGCAGUCGCGGGGCGCACGUGAGGCCAUCCUCAGCAUCGGUGAGGGCCUGGCGCUGCUGGGGCCUGGCCUCUCUCUUGACACCUGCGUUGAGGCCCUCCUUGUGGGCGCUGGGUCACUCUCAGGAAUUGGUCGUCUGGAGCAGAUCUGCCAGUUUGCUGUCCUCUCGAUCCUGGUGAACUACGGACUGCUCAUGACCUUCUUCCCAGCCUGCUUGUCCCUCGUGCUACAGAUGAGUAGCCGACGGGAGAUUUGUGACGAUCACAAUUCGGACUCCGGACAGCCGAAAAGCGAGUCGCUCAAAGUGGCUUCAACUGACAUCACAGAUACUCUGGUACCUGAUGCCUUGCCGAGGGCUUCUUCUGGUAUUCAUCCUAGUGCCUCCCAGGAUGGGUCUAGGGCCUCCCAGGGCCUCCCCUCUAGUGCCCCUCAGGAAAGGUCAAGCGCCCUCCCUGUUGCUGGUGCCUCUUCAAAGCCGGUUUGGCAGGUCGGCUACUGCAUGCAUUGCGCCGCUGCCCUCGUGGCGGACGAAGCCUGCACCCAUAACCCUGUUCUUCAACGCGUUAAGGUUAUUAUGUCAGCUGGUCUGGUAUUGGUGCACGGAAUCAGCCGGUUCUCAGUGGUGCUGCCUUCUUCAGAGCCCGCCCUUCUCCAUACUCACAACCUCUCUGACACAUCACACACCCAGCACCCCGCAGUGAGGUUGCUGGCGGAGGGGCUGGAGCAGUGUGUGGUGGUGGUGUUGGUUGUGGUGCUGCUCAUCAAGUACGCCAUGUUCGAGGGACGUGGUGAGCUGGAGCAACAAAUACUUAAACAACGCCACCUCCAGCAAUCCUGUGACCGAUGUUCUGCUCCACCCACCGGCGAUAGUGCAGAAGAAAAAGUGAACGGAGCCGAUCGCGCUGCACAGAACAGCUCGGCGGCUGAGGAUGUCCAGGAAGCCUCUGCCUGCUACAGAGACUGCAGUUCUCAGACAGAGACUGGAGAUCUGCAAGACGUAUGGAAGAUCCUAGAAGUUCCAGUUUGCAGCUCUCAAGAUUCUGACUUGAAUAAAGCCAACGAAACUGCCGCUAACGCGUCGAUGACUGAGAAACUGGCAGGAAAACCGAAAAGAAAUACCAUAAGAUCGUUUGAAGAAUGUGUCGCAAUUCUCAAUGAUCCUAAGUUUGGGGCGAAGGAACUUACCGAUGACGAGGUCGUCGAGAUGGUGCAGAAAAAACAACUGCCAGGAUAUAAACUCGAGACAGCACUGCAAGAUGACCUGCGCGGGGUGAAGGUGCGACGCCAGGUGGUGGCUCCGCUAGCAGCCAACGUCGGGGCUUUCGACUCGUUACCAUAUCUUAAUUACGACUACAGUAAGGUGAUGGGCGUGUGUUGCGAGAGCGUCGUGGGCUACAUCCCAGUGCCUGUGGGCAUCGCCGGCCCCUUGACCGUCAAUGAACAGAGUUUGCUCAUCCCGCUGGCCACGACUGAAGGCUGCCUGGUGGCGAGCACCAACAGAGGGUGCCGGGCUCUGCAGAUGUCAGAAGAAGGCGGCGUUAAGAGCCACGUUCUGCAGAACGGCAUGACUCGGGCGCCUGUGGUCAUGCUGCCAUCCUUGUCUAGAGCUGCUGAACUUUAUCACUGGCUGCAGAAGAAAGAGCACCAGGCGCGCCUGAAAGAAGCCUUCGAUCGCACGAGCAGCUACGCUCGCAUGGAGGACAUCAGCACGACGCUGAACGGCCGCAAGCUUCAUCUGCGCUUCCUUGCAUCCACUGGAGACGCCAUGGGCAUGAACAUGGUCUCCAAGGGCGUGGAAGCUGCCCUGAAGUUACUACGGGAGUUAUUCCCUGAUGUCGAGGUACUCAGCAUCAGCGGCAACCUCUGCACCGACAAGAAACCCUCGGCAGUCAAUUGGGUGCGUGGUCGCGGCAAGUACGUGGUGAGCGGUGCGGUGGUGCCAGGCAGCGUGGUACGCUCGGUGCUGAAGACGUCAGUUGAGGCGCUCGUGCAGACGCACGUUGCCAAGAACUUGGAGGGCUCCGCCUUGGCAGGCUCCAUCGGCGGCAACAACGCCCACGCUGCCAACAUCGUCGCUGCUAUUUUCAUUGCGUGUGGACAGGAUGCAGCGCAGGUUGUUGGCAGUAGCAACUGCAUCACGCAACUGGAAGCUUGUGGUCCCAACGGCGAGGAUCUCUUCGCCAGCGUAACGAUGCCGUCGCUGGAGGUCGGAACUGUAGGGGGUGGCACGGCGCUGCCUGCACAGGCUGCUUGUCUUCACAUGCUUGGUGUCAAGGGCUCACACCCUGACAUGCCUGGCAACAACGCGGAGCAGUUGGCGCGAAUCGUGUGCAGUGCUGUGUUGGCUGGAGAACUGUCCCUGAUGGCUGCUCUAACUGCUGGCCACGUCGUCAAAAGUCACAUGAAACACAAUAGGGCCAAAACCAUCGAAACUCGUGCCAGUUUACCUCCGAGUUCUGUCGAGGUGGAGGAAACCGCUGCAAGGCUUCCAGUAGAUACUACUGUUGUACACCCGAAUUCUAUUGAGUUGGCGGAAACGGUUUCUUCGUCAACCAAGGAUUCAUUUGUAAAUACCGAAUUAACUAAAUCAGCUGUUGAGGCACUUGAUAGUAAUUACCGUAUUAGUACAGAAAUUGCAAGUGAAGUGUCAGAAAUUUCUAUCGAAUCUAAAAGCACUUCGGUUGGAAGACCCAACGUAACGUCUAGUCUCGAUCUCAACAAUGCAGCGGCCAGCCCCGAAAAAUUCGACGAGAUUAACGUAGAAGUAGUUCACAUUGAUCCAGAACAACAGGUUUUAUGCUGCGAUGUAAAAAAUGAUGGUAGAAAUGUCGGCGUUUUCAACACCAAAAAAUAAUUUAGUCUUCCAUGUAACAGUGCUUCCAUCACUCAGAUUACAUGACAAUAAUAUCACUUGCACAUGACCAUGUCUGUAGGUUUUAGAGAUGAGCCUUGCUUAAAUGCAUAGAUUAAUGCAAAUCCGUAUCUUGGUUUUAAUUCCUCCUUGUAAAAAAAAUUACUGAAUAUACGAAUAAAAAUCGA